Molecule: messenger RNA, 861 nt
Organism: Suillus paluster
Lineage: Eukaryota; Fungi; Basidiomycota; Agaricomycetes; Boletales; Suillaceae
Exons: 9
Coding region: 1-861 (286 amino acids)
Source: RefSeq, a predicted model, not a curated record
AUGAGUACCGACGAGAAUAAUCCCUCUGGCAAUCUUUCACGCAAGUGUUGUGGUUCAGCCCUUCAGAUGGGUCCAUGUAAAAAGGUAGUUUCAUUAAAUCCCCUUGUUCUCCAGGGUCAGCAUUUUGGUCAGAUGGUGUUUGCAUUGUUCAACUACCCUGCCCUUCUGAUGUCAGGUAUACUCCGACUUGAGGAAUCACAGGACUUUCUCAUAGAGGAUUAUCCUGCAGAGGUAUUCAUGGAGUUACUGGAUUCUUAUCCUGGCCUCUUGGAUCGUCUGAUGAACAGAGAGGAAGAGGAUAUUAUCCAUGUCAGAGAAUUGUCUGACUGGGGGUUUAACCAUGAAGUAACGGGCGCGUUGCUUUGCCCUGCAGGCCUUGACUGGUCAAAUAUGGAAAUGAAGGAGAGUCUCAAGAGCGGUGAAACCGCAGUUCGUGGUGACCAGUGGCCUAUAUUCUUAUAUGCAGGUUAUGGAUUAUUGAGGAGCGAUAUACUCAUCUUUGUUUUCAAACAUGUAUUUACAUCGCCAAGCUUGGUGGACAAGGAGCCAAAGGCUACAUGCUCCGGUAAUGUGUACCUCCAUGGCAUGAAGUCUGUAACUAAAGGAUCCUUGGCCUAUAUUGCCACCCAGUCAGUAUUCUCCCAUACUGACACAGUUAUGGACUCGGAAAAUUUCUAUCAUAGCAUUCUGGACCUGUUAGAAGAUCCUGAUGAAAGUGAGGAAGUAGGCAACCUAAUGAUGUGUCAUGUUUUUCCUAAUUCUUCAUCGUCACAGUGUAGCAUUAGCAAGAACAGUGCGCUCUUGAAGAUUUGUGAGAAAUGUGCUGCCCUUCAAGAGCAAGUUACUAGUGUCACAAAUUAA